AUGGAGUGCAUGCCAGCUAUCACAACCGUCUCCUUUGGUUCAUGCAAUUUUCAUAGCAUCACCGACAAAAUUGACGAAGUCGCACGACAUGGCUUCGGCGCGAUCGAGCUUUUCAUCGAUGACCUUGAGUCCCUCGCCAGGGCCAACGCCAACUUACCCGUCGACUCUGCCCCUUCCCGUGACGCUUUGCUAGCUGCCGCCCAUCAGAUCCGCCAGCAGUGCGACAGCUUAGAGGUUACCAUUCUCAACCUGCAACCGCUGCGCUUUUACGAGGGCCUCGUUGAUCGGGAAAAGCGCAACCAUAUUCUUGACGAAAUCAUUCCCACAUGGAUCGACGCAGUCAAGAUUCUUGGCGCAGACACGAUUCUGGUUCCUUCCAAUUUUCUACCUCCGAGCUCUGAGACCGACCUCCCUCAGACCACCGGCGACUUCGACACUAUCGUCGAGGAUCUCCGCGAACUGGCCGCACGAGGCGCCAAACACGAGCCUCCCAUCAAGUUUGCCUACGAGGCGCUGGCCUGGGGCACGCAUGUCAACACAUGGGAACAAUCCUGGAAAAUCGUGCAGGCUGUCGAUCGGUCCAACUUAGGUAUCGCCCUCGACACCUUCAAUAUCGCUGGUUCUAUCUACGCCGAUCCCACAACAGAGGACGGCCGCGUUACACAUACAUCCGAGGCCGAUCUGCGCAACUCAUUGAGCCGCAUGGCCUCUACAAUUGACCUCAAUAGACUCUUUAUCGUCCAGAUAGCCGAUGGCGAGCGACUCAGCCAGCCCCUUCUUCCAGGCCACCCUUUGUACGUCGCUGGCCAACCCAGUCGACUGACCUGGUCUCGUAACUGUCGGCUCUUCCCUUGCGAGUACGACCGUGGAGGCUUCCUGCCUGUCACCAGUAUAAUCCAGACUAUACUUGAUCUUGGCUGGACGGGGUAUUUUGCUUAUGAGGUAUUCUCGCGUUCAUUGACAGACAGUGAUCCACAGACACCAGCGAGGCAUGCGGAGAGAGCAAGGCGAUCUUGGCAACUACUCAGCCAGAUCGAAUGGCGCCAGAACAAGCAGCUAAAAAGCCCUGAUAGCUUCGAGUUAUCCAGAAUUUGA
Penicillium subrubescens is the source of this 1095-nucleotide messenger RNA. RefSeq names its product sugar phosphate isomerase/epimerase family protein. Lineage: Eukaryota; Fungi; Ascomycota; Eurotiomycetes; Eurotiales; Aspergillaceae. The transcript has a single exon. The record is from RefSeq and is a predicted model, not a curated record. Bases 1 to 1095 code for a protein of 364 amino acids.